UUUGAGAAUCCCAAGUGCAAAAAAUCAUGGGUAGACCCAGGCGCACCACAUCCACAUUGACCGCAAGACCAAAUCGCUUUGACAGGAAGAUGAUGCUUUGUGUUUGGUGGGACCAGAAAAGGGUGUGGUUUAUUAUGAGCUGUUGAAGCCUGUUGAAACGGUUAAUACCAAACGCGAUCAACAACAAUUCAUCGAUUUGAACCGUUCGCUACUCGAAAAAUGAAUAUUGAAAAAGGCAACACUAGAUCAUUUUUCUCCAUGACAAUGCUCCAUCAUAUACGGCAAAACCGGUUUGCGACACGUUGGAAGCACUCAGCUGGUGCUAAUCCAUUCGUCUUACUCACCAGACUUGGCUCCUUCCGAUUACCACUUGUUUGCAUCGAUGGGUCAUGCACUUGCUGAGCAGCGCUUUGGUUCGUACGAAGAUGUGAAAAAAUGGCUCGAUGAAUGGUUCGCGGCAAAAAGGAAAGAUUUUUGCUGGCGUGGUAUCCACAAAUUAUCCGAAUAAUGGGAAAAAUGUAUUCAUCAUGCAAAUCUUUGUGAAAACUCUUACUGGGAAAACCAUCACCUUAGAGGUGGAAGCUUCUGAUACUAUAGAGAAUGUCAAAGCCAAGAUCCAAGAUAAAGAAGGCAUUCCUCCUGAUCAACAACGUUUGAUCUUCGCUGGUAAGCAGUUGGAAGACGGUAGAACACUCUCCGAUUACAACAUUCAAAAAGAAUCCACACUUCAUCUGGUUCUGCGUCUUCGAGGAGGAAUGCAGAUCUUCGUAAAAACUCUCACUGGGAAAACCAUCACCCUUGAAGUUGAAGCCUCUGAUACAAUAGAAAACGUGAAAGCCAAGAUCCAAGAUAAAGAAGGCAUUCCUCCUGAUCAACAACGUUUGAUCUUCGCUGGCAAGCAGCUGGAAGACGGUAGAACACUCUCCGAUUACAACAUUCAAAAAGAAUCCACACUUCAUCUGGUUCUGCGUCUUCGAGGAGGAAUGCAGAUCUUCGUGAAAACUCUCACUGGGAAAACCAUCACCCUCGAAGUUGAAGCCUCUGACACAAUAGAAAACGUAAAGGCCAAGAUCCAAGACAAAGAAGGCAUUCCUCCUGAUCAACAACGUUUGAUCUUCGCUGGCAAGCAGUUGGAAGACGGUAGGACACUCUCAGACUACAAUAUUCAGAAAGAAUCUACUCUUCACUUGGUUCUGCGUCUUCGAGGAGGAAUGCAAAUCUUUGUGAAAACUCUCACUGGGAAAACCAUCACCCUCGAAGUUGAAGCCUCUGAUACAAUAGAAAAUGUGAAGGCCAAGAUCCAAGACAAAGAAGGCAUUCCUCCUGAUCAACAACGUUUGAUCUUCGCUGGCAAGCAGCUGGAAGACGGUAGAACACUCUCCGAUUACAACAUUCAAAAAGAAUCCACACUUCAUCUGGUUCUGCGUCUUCGAGGAGGAAUGCAGAUCUUCGUAAAAACUCUCACUGGGAAAACCAUCACCCUUGAAGUUGAAGCCUCUGAUACAAUAGAAAACGUGAAAGCCAAGAUCCAAGAUAAAGAAGGCAUUCCUCCUGAUCAACAACGUUUGAUCUUCGCUGGCAAGCAGCUGGAAGACGGUAGAACACUCUCCGAUUACAACAUUCAAAAAGAAUCCACACUUCAUCUGGUUCUGCGUCUUCGAGGAGGAAUGCAGAUCUUCGUGAAAACUCUCACUGGGAAAACCAUCACCCUCGAAGUUGAAGCCUCUGACACAAUAGAAAACGUAAAGGCCAAGAUCCAAGACAAAGAAGGCAUUCCUCCUGAUCAACAACGUUUGAUCUUCGCUGGCAAGCAGUUGGAAGACGGUAGGACACUCUCAGACUACAAUAUUCAGAAAGAAUCUACUCUUCACUUGGUUUUACGUCUUCGAGGAGGAAUGCAAAUUUUCGUGAAAACUCUUACUGGUAAAACCAUCACCCUCGAAGUCGAAGCUUCAGACACCAUUGAAAACGUAAAGGCCAAAAUUCAGGACAAAGAGGGAAUCCCUCCAGAUCAACAACGUUUAAUCUUCGCUGGCAAGCAACUGGAAGACGGCAGAACUCUUUCUGAUUACAACAUCCAAAAAGAAUCCACACUCCACUUAGUUUUACGACUUCGUGGAGGUGUGCUCUUAUGAGCUUGAAAACCACAGAAAGGUCCGUUAGUUGAAAAAGAGUAGCAUCAGUAGUAUUGAGAUAGCAUUUAUAUAUUUUACUUUUUUUUAAUUUUUGCUUCAAAUAACUACAUAUACUUAACAUUAUUUUGACAAAUAUUUGCGUUGAAGUAUAACAAGAAUGUAAGAAAUUGUAACUCAAAUAUGUAAAUGAACACAUUCUUGUCUAAUAAACAUUAAGUUGCAUUAGGAUGAA
Cyphomyrmex costatus is the source of this 2367-nucleotide messenger RNA. Its product is annotated as polyubiquitin. The record is from RefSeq and is a predicted model, not a curated record. Gene Ontology annotation, molecular function: protein binding. The transcript is spliced from 2 exons. Lineage: Eukaryota; Metazoa; Arthropoda; Insecta; Hymenoptera; Formicidae. Bases 444 to 2135 code for a protein of 563 amino acids.